Molecule: messenger RNA, 844 nt
Organism: Cinclus cinclus
Lineage: Eukaryota; Metazoa; Chordata; Aves; Passeriformes; Cinclidae
Gene: LYRM1
Product: LYR motif containing 1
Exons: 6
Coding region: 247-627 (126 amino acids)
Cellular component (GO): mitochondrion
Source: RefSeq, a predicted model, not a curated record
GCCUCACGCACGGUGAGGGCAGGAAGGCAGCGGCUCGCGCCUCCCGCGCCCACCGGAGAGGGGGCACCCGGCGGGGCGGGGCCGCGGCACGACUGCACCAAGUCUAAGUCAGCAUUUCUGUUCUUCCUGAGGCUCCUGCAGCACAGGAGGCACUCCCAGGGCAAGUCUGUAUGUCCCACUAAAACCAGAUAAUGCCUCAACCACCUCAGACUAAGAGAAUGAAAGCCCAGUGAUCAAAAGGAACUAAUGACACCAGCAACUCGACAAGAAGUUCUUGGCCUUUACCGCAAGGUUUUGCAAAUAGCCAAAAACUGGCAGUCGGCAUCAGGACAGAUAGAGGAAACCAUGAGAGAGAAAGAGUACAUUAGAAAUGAAGCCAGAACAUUAUUCCGAAAAAACAAAAACAGUGAUGAACAGGUAACAGAUCCAGAGCUGAUUAAGCAGUGCAUCGAAGAAUGUGAGGCAAGAAUAGAAAUUGGACUUCACUAUAAUAUCCCUUACCCAAGACCUAUCCAUCUGCCUCCUAUGGGCCUUGCCCAUAAACAAGGCCGUACAUUGCGACACCAGGAAAAGUUAAGGAAGAUUUCUAAGCCAAUAUACCUGAAAUCCCAUGAUGAAGUUUCAUAAGCCACUAUUUAAGCUGUGAUGUGUAAUCACGUCCUUUAAACAGUGAACUGCAAUCCAGGUGACUUGUGUGCACGACUGUGAAUGGUGUGGUCACUUGCUCACACAUUUCCUGAGGCCAAAAAGCCAAUUGAUCCAUUGUGUAUGAUGGAUAAGGUUGGUUCAGUAUUUAUUACAUUUCAACCACUGACUUGUCAAUAAAAGUAACACUUUUUAAGGA